Molecule: messenger RNA, 2701 nt
Organism: Talpa occidentalis (Iberian mole)
Lineage: Eukaryota; Metazoa; Chordata; Mammalia; Eulipotyphla; Talpidae
Gene: FAM227A
Product: family with sequence similarity 227 member A
Exons: 19
Coding region: 490-2502 (670 amino acids)
Source: RefSeq, a predicted model, not a curated record
CGCGGCUCGCGACCGCUGCUUUGUUGUGGGAAAGCGGCCAGUGGCGGCCGCCCCCAGCGUUGCCUGGAGAACAGCAAGACUCACAGUAGCAAAAUGUGCCUCUCCCCUACGUCCCUCCUCCCCGACCACAUAGCAAAGGGCACCCCUUCCUGGUGGAUGUGGGGGCAUCGGGUGUCCCGUCCAAAGCUUUUAGGGUCCCUCAGGGGACCCUAAGGACAUAGCUGCCCAGAUUUCAUCGGAUUCCACAGCUGUCAUCAGUGUGGCUAACGCAGAGGAGAAGGCGGGAGGAAACAGCUCCAGCCUGGGCCUGGGUCAGCCUUCCCUAUGUGACAUCUGACUUGGCCUGUCCUGAAUGGCUCUCCUCCUUGGACUAUUUAGAAGUGUGGAGGCUGGUUGAACAGAACAAGAUCUGAGCGGGAAAUGAGAGGCCCUUGAAGGCAGAAGCUGACCGUGUUCAUAGGCAGCUGGACCCUCGAAUGCUUCGGGGAGAUGGAGAGCAUCAAUCUCAACGCCUUGCCACUGGUGGCUGUGGACGAGCAUCUGGCCGCCUCGCCCACUGCACGGAAUGCGAUGAAGAACGCUGUGAGGAAGAUUCUGGAAGACAAUCCACCCUCAUGCUUCAUCAGCCCUAUACACGUAGUGAAUCAAAAGAUUGCUGAAAUAGAUUUGAGUCCCAACCUACUGAUGGACAGCCUGGCAAUUGAGAAAGAUGAGCUGGAGAAGAAGGCUUUAAGAGAGAAAAGUCGCAUCAGCCUGGCAGACAGAGACAAGAGUCGAAGGGAAAAGGAGUAUGCCUGCAGAAGCUCAAAAUUCAGGACUGUCACAUCUUCCAUUCCUAAGUGGAAAAUAACAGAUAAAAAUCUGCUGGCAGAGCUCUACCAGUAUCCACAAUUUAACAGCACCGGGCCAAACCAGCUCCCAAAUGGGGUGGACUUCUGCGACAUGGUGGGCAAUGUGAUCCUGGCCGAGAGGAACCCCAUGAGUGGCGUGUCUUUCUGUUCAGAAAGAGAAUUAGAGAAGUUCCUCUCUUCUCCUUCUCCGAAAGCCAUAUGGCUGGAUAGCUUCUGGUGGAUCUUUCACGAUCGGUACCAGCCAAACAAGGAAGUUCAGAAUAAACUGUUUGACCGGAUAGCACAUCACUACGCCUUUCUUUUGUCUUGUGACUCAAGGUCCAAGUAUGAAGAGGCGAUCUUAAAAAGGUUGUCGUCGCUUCUGAGCAAAGCCCUGUACACCAGCUUCUGCUGCUGCUUCCCGCAGUCCUGGUUCAACUCGCAUGAAUUCAAGUCUACCAUCUGUGACACCAUGAGCCUGUGGUUCUCAGGGGCAGGCACUGCCGUCUCCACUCUCCAGAUGAAGAAACCGAAGCCUCUUAGAGAGAAAGGGACUCACUCCAGGCCACAAGGUAUAUAUCCUCGCCCGCAGAGCUAUGACAAAUGGAACUAUUCGAAACUGGAUCCAGAGAGAUUCCGGAGGGAAGAAUUAAUAGCUCAGAAAAGAUUGAUAAAAGGAAAAGAACUUUCUAUCUUCUCUUUUAAGAGACUCUUCUCCCAGAAGUCGCCCUGGAAUGGGAAAGUCCAACUCCCUCAGACUUAUAGUGUCAAUUCAAUCAAUGAGAGUGUCGGUUUCACCAAGAAGAUGUUAGAAGACAGCUCCCAGAAUGCUCCCAAAGACUAUCAAAAUCAGACUGGGGCCUUGAGGAAAGCCACACAGCAAGUCAAGAAGAUAACAGAAGCACGAUUGAACGAGCUCCUAUUUAAUAAGCAGUCUCAUCCUGUCCGCAAAAGCCCUGCAAUGAACUCCAACCUCUUCAACAUCUAUGGCAAGAGCCCCCUGAUCGUGCACUUUCUGCAGAACUAUGCCAGCCUGCAGCACCGGGGCCAGGAUGUGCUGAUCCACAGGCUGGAGAAGCCCAAGACUGCGCCAUAUCCUCCCCAGCAUGGAGGCCGCACCUUGCUCCAGCCCCUGCUGCCUCUCCCCAGAAGGAAGGGGCAUCGGGCCUACAGCAUAGUGCCUGGCACACAGUGGGCAUCAUCGAGGGUGGCCCUUCACCUGCACCUGAAGGCAAGAGGCCCCCCACUAACAAUGCUAAGUCAGCACUCAGGACAGACCGGGCUUUCCUUGACCAUCGAUGCCACUGAGCAUGGGCUGAGGUACACGGACAUCAUCAACCUGACCCGCAGCAACAUGAAGAGGCGGAAUUUCAAACUGCAGCAGUUGAACCAGCUUCACUGGCAAGAAUGGAGUUAUUUUGAUCAGUACUUAAAGGAACUGCAGGACAACUUCCAAAGGGAGGUGAAGAAUAUUGAUCAAAGGGAAGCAAAUAAGAAAAAGGCAAACCUCAUGUUCAUCCCACCUUCGAGGGCUCACGAGGAAUCUCCUGACAAGAAAUCUAAACGAAACUUCUUUAAGGGACCUCUUGGCAAGAGAGCUAAAGUAAACUAUCAGAGAGAAACUAACAUUCUUUCAAGAGGCAUCACCAGGAAGUCGGCACUGCUGUCUUAACGUCAGACGCCUGUGGACAAAUGUUGGUGCAGAAUUAGGACAUCUUUCGGAAUGAGGCCUGCACACGUGGUGGGGUUUUACCUAAUGGAAACAACAACACAAGCCAACCCCAAAUGUUAUUCAUUCCUAGACCACAGGACAGAGAAUAAUAAAGUUCACACCUACCCUGAGUCAAAGUUGUCAUUUCAAUUUAAGUCAC